CAAGGCAGGCAGGCAGAGCCCAGGAACACAUCCACGCACAUCCACACACAUACAGCCAAAGCCGAGCUCCUCUCCUACAGAGGAGAGAGCGCACAGAGGGAUAAACACAGGGAGACCAGAGGAACGCGGCAGCGGCUCUCGUGUGUCUGCUUUGUGUGUGCGCGCACGCGCGCUCGCUCGCUCGGUGCUCGAGACGACUAGCGGGGCGGAACAUGGAGGGGCUCGGGAAAAACGCUGGGAAGUGACCUCGAACCGAGGAGAAAAUUGGGGGGAGGCAAACGGACGGAGAGAGCGAGAAGAAGGACGGACUGACAGACGGACAGCUCGGUCGGAAAGGAGGAGAGGAAGAAAGGAAGAAAGAGAGAAAGGGAGAAGUCUGACAGAGGAGAAAGAAGAGUGGGGAAGGGGUUCACCUGGAACUCGCAAGGAUUUUAAGGAGUGAGCCCUGGGCUGGAUGGGACCCACCAUGCCCCCCAGUAAGAAGGCCCAGAGCCCCAGCAGCGGGGCCAGCGCUUCGCAGGGCAUGAGCCCGCCCUACCGGCAGGGGGACCCCGCCACUGCGGCGUCCGAGGCCGAGGCGGCCGACCUCUCGCUCUCCCUGUCCGCCUCCUUCUCCAAAGCCGAGGACGAGGAGCUCACCAGCCUCUCCUGGCUCCACGAGAGCACCGACCUCCUCAACAGCUUCAGCCACUCCGGGCUGCGUAGCGUCUCCCCUCUGCAGGAUCCCGACAGUCAGCACCCACGCUCGCCUUCCUCCUCGUCGCCGUCCCCGGACGACGUGUUGCUCGGCGACGCGCACUCGGCGUAUGACCUGGCGGCGGGGGCCAACCGGAAACCGCCGUACUCCUUCAGCUGCCUGAUCUUCAUGGCCAUCGAGGACGCGCCCAACAAGCGGCUGCCGGUGAAGGACAUCUACGGCUGGAUUCUGGAGCACUUCCCUUACUUUGCGAACGCUCCGACGGGUUGGAAGAACUCGGUGCGGCACAAUCUGUCGCUCAACAAGUGUUUCAAGAAGGUGGACAAAGAUCGCAGUCAGAGCAUAGGCAAAGGCUCCCUGUGGUCCAUAGAUCCAGAGUACAGGCACAACCUGAUCCAGGCGCUGAAGAAGACGCCGUAUCAUCCUUAUUCGCCCAGUUUGGCCACACCUUCCACCUCCCCGCCCAGCCUGCCUCAGACGUUUCACCACAGUCCUCCAUUGUGGUCGGGGAGCCCCCUCUUCAGAAAGAACGGAGGAGUUCUUCUACAAGUUCCCCGUGGCGUGAUCCAGAACGGCGCUCGCGUCAGGAGCCAGGCCCUCUUCCCCGUCAUCAGACCCCUGCCAGUAAGCCCCGUGGGGAGCAGAACCUCGGCUAUAAGAUCAUCCCUGGGAGAUUACCUUAGCCGGGGAAAGGACAGCCCGUCCCGCUACUCCCCCAUCCCCUGCGGCGAGGACCUUCAGGACGACCACACCUACAGCACCGCCAAGUCCCCCAGCAGCCUGUCCCCCUCCGAGAUCACCAACCCUUCCUCCGCGCUGGAAGAUGACGACAUUAUUGCCGUGGAGAUCCAGUCGGAUGUCAAGCCGGAGCCCCGGGAGAUCCCGCUGGACUCUCACAUAGCCACAGCCGCCGCCGCUGCCGCCUACAUUUCCCAGCAGCCCCCGCGCGGACAAAGACGCAGCUCGGCGGCCGGAGCCGGGACUCUGCCGGGCAGCAGCCUGCCCUGGACCAAAAGCCGAGCGAGGGGCAUUAGCGACACGCUGCCGCUGAAGAAGCGGCGUGCACCGGAGAAGCCGCCGGAGAGCGACGACGAGGAGAUGAAGGAGGCGGCGGGGUCGCUGCUCCACCUGGCCGGCGUCAGAGCCUGCCUCAACAACAUCACAAACCGCGCCGCCAAGGGCCAGAAGGAGCAGAAAGAGACCCUAAGAAACUAAAAAAAAAAAAAAAACAUACGCAUUCAGACACCUCCAACCACGCACACCCAACACACACCACUCACACACACACGUACAAAUAGGUCAACAGGUAACGUUACUACAGCAUUAGUCUCGACAGACACUCGUCAUCUCCCUCUAUCUAUCUGCAGGGCAUUAGGUGAAUCCUACUUAUUUGUGGCAAUAUCAAAAAUCAAUGUUUUCCUACAUGUUCAGCAACACUAACAUCAAUGGGUAUCUCUCAUGUGUCUAUGUUGGGUUUUUUUGUUGUUGUUUUAAAAAGGGGAUGAAAGCCA
Poecilia latipinna (sailfin molly) is the source of this 2208-nucleotide messenger RNA. RefSeq names its product checkpoint suppressor 1 (gene ches1). Lineage: Eukaryota; Metazoa; Chordata; Actinopteri; Cyprinodontiformes; Poeciliidae. The transcript is spliced from 6 exons. Gene Ontology annotation, biological process: regulation of DNA-templated transcription. The coding region runs from base 455 to 1912 and encodes 485 amino acids. The record is from RefSeq and is a predicted model, not a curated record. Gene Ontology annotation, cellular component: nucleus. Gene Ontology annotation, molecular function: DNA-binding transcription factor activity; cis-regulatory region sequence-specific DNA binding.